UUUUUUUACCCAGAGUAAGGGAAUCAAGAUCCAGAAGACAUAGGUUUCAGGGCAGAGGGGCAAGAUGUAAAAGGAAUCUGAGGUGCAAUUUGUUUCAUUCAUAGGGUGGUGGGUAUGUGGAAUGAGCUGCCAGAGGAGAUUGUUGAAGCAGGUACUAUAACAGCAUUUGAAAGGCACUUGGACAGGUACAUGGAUAGAAAUAGCUUAGUGGGAUAUGGGCCAAACAUGGGCAAAUGGGACUUGCUUAGCUGAGGCAUCUUGGUUGGCUUAGAUGAGUUGGGUUGAAGGGUCUGCUUCCAUCCUGUAUGACUCUGUAACUUUAAAUGUGGGCCCUCAAUGGCUUUUUAUUUAUUAAUGCGGCAAGGCACUAAGAUUUUAACGUAAAGCUAAAUAAACAGAUUUUUUUUCUGCAGGAAACCAAAAUUGCUUACCACAAGGCACUUGGAAAACCCCAAACUUGUUAAGUUUAAGACACCGCAAUAAAACCUGCGUCACAUCGUUUCAAUCUUCCGAUGAACCAGCACGGUACAGUCAUUUUAAUUUUCCACAAAAAGAUAAAAAGAACAUAUGCCAUAAGCUAUAUCUUUUCAUAGGUUUAGAGUAAUUAAAAUCAUGGCAUUUACAAAUUGGAUCACCUUCAUAUCCACACAUGCAUGUAUUCCAAAACUUCAGCCCAAAAAUUGGAUCACUGGUUCUUCAGUGACCUGGAAUAAGGAUGUGAAUCGGAAAUCUUUGAACUAGUAUAGCCCAUACAUUUUCGUGAAUUGAGUUUCUCAAAUCUCCUUUCCCUUAGGAGCUGACAAAGCCAUAGUCCCCAAUACAGUCAAGCAACCUUCUCCAUACUACAAUGAUCUCCACCUACCUAAUACAUCAAUAAUCAGAAGACAUUACUAAACCAGGCAGGAUUAUGGGGAAGGAGGAGCUAUAUCACUUUGCAGGUUUAUCUUAAAUGGAUGAUUUUCAAUACUUAAAUGGAUACAUUUCUGAACCAGUUAUUUAAAUGAUCCACUGCCACAUAUGUUUAAGAAAGAACUGCAGAUGCUGGAAGGUAGACAAAAAAGCUGGAUCAUGUGUACUUUUCCAAAGAGGAGAAGGCACCUCAUCUACAGAACUUGGAUGUUUACACAACAUAUGUAUUCCUCUGCAGAUGUUUACUCUGCAAGUGUAAAUUUGACUGCUGGUUUGCCAUACUUAAAAAAAAAAAAUUACCUGCAAAAUUCUGGCCAUUUAGAGAGUGGGAAUCUCAAAAUAUACUCAGCUUCACUAUUAAUCUUUGUGAUCUGCCUAAAGCCCAUUUCAAGUGCUUGUCUAUGCAGGAGCCUGUGGUAAAAUUAAAAGCUGUAGACUUGCAACUGUGAAUAACAAUGACAAUCUCCUCCGAUGCUGAAGCCAACUUAAACCCCGCUUCCUCUAAUCUUCAUUUCCAAAUAUCUAGUUCUUUGGCUCGAUGGCCAUGUUUCUGACUGGCGAUGCCUGUAAUUGCUUUUAAACCUUAAAGUUGUUAUAUAAAUAUUACUUGCUUAUCUUUUUCUAAUUGUGUCGGAAAUUUCCAGCUGGUGAAAAUGAUGGUGGCAUUUUUUCCAUAUUUGGCCAACAGAAGCCAAACCGAAUUAAGUCAAAUUAAAAAUAAGCUGUUCAUAGAAACUGUCCUAUAAUCAUUGCUAUCUGAAGAUAUUUAUAUGGUGGUGCAAGGGAGUGGUGAAGGUACAAGAACAGGAACUGGAAAAAAUACUGUAGCUCGAGAAGUUGUUGAAGCCAUACCAAGAUAUCAAUAACAGCUGCCAACCCGAAUAGAUUGUGAAUUCAAAACUGAGUCCAGAAUAUGAUAGAGUCACUAUUCAAUACUUGAGCGUUAUUAGAAAAUGUACCAGGUCGAAUAAAGAAUGGAAGUAGGGCAGAGAAAUUACUUAGAGAUCGGUAGGUAUGCAGUUCAAUAAUGACCUUUAAUUUGUGAGGUUCGUUUACAGAUUGCUCUGCAUGUUAUGUGAGUUUCAUGCAACAGUUGCUUCUCUACUUGGGGAAAUAGCGUGGUGGUUUCAGUUUCCUGUCACGUGAACAAAGCGGCUCUCGACUCUAUCGAACAGCAGAGAAUGCCUAUGUUUUGGGUGGCGGCUAUAAUUCCGCUCUUCUCCAAAGAAGGUUUUGUCUGAUAUUAGCAAACGCUCACAGGAGCCUUUUCAGAACAUGGAGCAAGGCACCGUGGACAUCUCAGAUGCAGAUCCUGACGGGAACUCUUUGCAUAAAGAUUCCCCGCAAUUUUAUGAUGAAACCAACAUUUUCCAGCAACUUCCAAGUUACAAGUCAGUGAGAAGCAGAUCCAAGUCCAUGAUUCCCCAAGAUAAACACCAAUCAUUAACAAGGAACUCAGCUGCAGUUUCCUCUUCAGAGUACACCUAUAAUGAGUCGGAUAUGUUUGUGAACAGCAAGCAACCUCUGAGAGAGCUUCCUAUCAACAUGGCAGAGAAAAAGAGAGUGCGGGAAAAGAGAUACUGUGACUCGGGGCAUCUCGCCAGCUGGGAAGUAUGGAAGCAAAGUCAGUGGAAAUCACUGAGGAGGCUGCAGGAGGAUGUGACACACGCCCUCUCCUGGUUGGAACUGUGGAAGAGGUCUCUGAAAGAAAUAGAAGGUCGCUAUGGGACCGGCAUCCAGUCGUACUUCACUUUUCUUCGUUUCUUGGUUUUCCUGAAUCUUUCUGCAUUUCUUUUGGUUAGUGGGUUUGUGCUCCUGCCUUCCAUCUAUGUAACCAACAUGGAACUCGUACAGAUAGACACGGAGCGUCUGAAGAACAUUUCUGUUUCAGCACCUGAGUGCUUCAAAUAUGAAGUAUAUCCAAAGGGCUUGGUUUCUUUUUAUCAUAGAAUUCUGGAUCUGUUCUCUGGGACAGGAUUCAUGGAAGUUUCCUAUAUGUUCUAUGGAUAUUAUAAAUUUGGUGUGUACGAGGGUCUAAGCUACAGUCUCCCAUUGGCUUACCUACUGACGAUGAUCUUCUAUUUCCUCUUCUGUCUUUGCUGGAUUGUACAGAGGACCAUGAAUGGAUUUAACCAAGAAAGUAUGCUUGAGAGUAAUGACCAUAGCAGACAAAGUGCCCAGAUCUUCACUCUCUGGGACUUCUGCAUAAAGGAAACUUCCAUGGCUGAACUCAAACAACUUUGCAUUAUGAAUGAACUGAAGACUGACUUAGCGGAGCAAAUGUACAAGAAGAGAAGAGUUGAACGAACUGCCAGGGAGAGAGCAUUCCUUUACCUCAUCCGCUUUUUGCUCAAUUUGUUCAUCAUACUGGUAUUGACUGGAGCGUUCUAUGUCAUCUAUAAAGCAACAAAAUUAUCUCAACAUUUCCAGAGGGAGGAGAGAAACAUCAAGAGCCUUGCAUUUGUUACGGAAUUCUUCAUGGAAUAUCUUCCACCCAUUAUCCUCACUACCAACAAUAUUCUUCUGCCAUAUUUAUUUUGGAUAAUUAUCCGAUAUGAAGAGUACUCACCAAGCACUGAAAUCAAUUUGAUAUUAAUCAGGUGUACUUUUCUAAGGCUGACCAAUCUGACCAUGUUGGUGUUCUCCCUGUGGCAGCAGGUCACAUGUUCUGGCGGGAUAAGUAAAGAAGAUUGCGAAACCUGUGGUUACAACAUACAUUACCAGUGUUGGGAGACGAGAAUUGGACAAGAAAUGUACAAGCUGUUCUUGUUUGAUUUCAUAGCAGACAUCAGUUUUCCGUUUUGUGUUGAACUUCCAAAAAAAUUGCUGAUAGAACAUACCACCUUUCAGUUACCUAAGAUUUUGCAAAAGCAGCAAUUCCACAUUCCUGAAAAUGUUUUGAAUAUCGUGAAUGGACAAACUGUAGUCUGGAUUGGAAUGUUUUACUCCCCAUUGCUGCCAAUUCUCAAUACCAUCAAAUACAUAAUCAUCUUCUACGUGAAAAAGCACAGUCUGUAUUAUUACUGUCGCCCCGCGAAAAGGUUGUUUCGAGCAUCCAGCUCUAAAACCUUCUUUCAGUUGACUCUACUGUUUGGAUUGGCGCUUGCUCUGAUCCCACUGGUCAUUAAUGUAUUUAAGGUUCAACCGUCCAGGGCAUGUGGCCCGUUUCGAUAUUAUGAAUCAGCUUGGGGAAUUAUUCCAGAGAUGGUUGGAGGUCUUCCACAACAAACACAGAACGUCCUUAACUACGUUAAGUCAGAAGCCUUUUUGUCGAUACUGAUCAUGGUUUUAUGUAUGGUGCUGACUACUUUUGUUGCUUUGGUUCGAGCUAACAGAAGGACUAUAACCCGGCUGAAAAGGCAUUUAGCACUGGCGGGAAAGGAUAAAAAAUAUUUGGUGAAAAAACUAUCAACACAUUCUCAGCAUCAAAGAAAUAUUCAAGACAAUUCUUCCAACAGCAUUGAAAACAAUAAUGAAACUUGAUUCUUCCCACAAUGGAACUUUUUUAAGGACCAAAUGAAAGCAUAGUCUGGUGUGAGCCAAACUGUGAGAGGGGAAAGACUGCUGAUGCCUUACUCAUUGUACAUAAAGAACCUUUGAUGUUGGUCUGAUAUACAUCUUCCACCUUUGCUGUAAAUUGCCUUGCAUAUUCUGUACAUUGUUUUUUCACAAAGUCUUUCCUAGAUCACCAACAUUUGUAUGUGUCUUUGGUCAAUAAAGUUGGACAGCAACAAACUCAAUAGCUUCAGGAAAGGGAGAUUCAGAAUUUUAUUUAGAAAUCCUGAAUAGUUUGUAUGCAAAGUAUUUCUGAACCUUUCUAAACCAUAAAAACACAAAGAACAAAAGAAAACCCUAUAAUGAAGCAUCAGAAGAUAUUCACAAAAUAUUUUAAACAAGUAAUUGCAGUCUUUUAGAGUUUGUAUUGGUUUGGUUUGGUUUAUUGUCAUGUGUACCGAGGUAGAGUGGAAAACCUUUGGUUGCUUGCUAACCAGUCAGCGGAAAGACUUUACAUGAUUAUAGUGGAGUCAACCACCGUGUACAGGUACAGGAUAAAGGGAAUGAUGUUUUGUGCAAGAUAAAGUCCAGAGAGUGGUUGAUGAGAGUGGGGGUGAGACCGAAUGAUUGAAGAGUUAUAAUUGUGAGGCCAGAUUAAUGAAAGUGGGUAGAGGAGGAGAAAUAGGUGGAGUAAGGUAGCGGC
Leucoraja erinaceus (little skate) is the source of this 5107-nucleotide messenger RNA. Its product is annotated as transmembrane channel-like protein 7. NCBI's taxonomy places the organism in Eukaryota, Metazoa, Chordata, Chondrichthyes, Rajiformes, Rajidae. The record is from RefSeq and is a predicted model, not a curated record. The transcript has 16 exons. Bases 2185 to 4392 code for a protein of 735 amino acids. Gene Ontology annotation, cellular component: plasma membrane. Gene Ontology annotation, molecular function: mechanosensitive monoatomic ion channel activity.